AUGCCGGCAUAUUUCCAAAGACCGGAAAAUGCUCUGAAAAGAGCAAACGAGUUCCUUGAGGUUGGCAAAAAGCAGCCAGCUCUAGAUGUUCUCUAUGAUGUUAUUAAAAGCAAGAAGCAUCGAACAUGGCAGAAGAUCCACGAGCCAAUCAUGCUCAAGUACCUGGAGCUGUGUGUGGACCUGCGCAAGAGCCACCUGGCCAAGGAGGGACUGUACCAGUACAAGAACAUUUGCCAACAGGUGAAUAUCAAGUCUCUGGAGGAUGUGGUGCGGGCCUAUCUUAAGUUGGCAGAGGAGAAGACUGAGACUGCAAAGGAGGAGUCCCAGCAGAUGGUCUUAGAUAUUGAGGACCUGGACAACAUUCAGACGCCAGAAAGUGUGCUGCUGAGUGCGGUGAGUGGAGAGGACACUCAGGAUCGUACUGACCGGCUGCUGCUCACUCCCUGGGUGAAGUUUCUGUGGGAAUCAUACCGUCAGUGCCUGGAUUUGCUGCGCAACAACUCUAAAGUGGAACGUCUCUACCAUGACAUCGCUCAGCAAGCUUUCAAGUUCUGUCUGCAGUACACCCGAAAGGCAGAGUUUCGCAAGCUCUGUGAUAACCUGCGUAUGCAUCUGGGUCAGAUCCAGCGCCACCAUAACCAGAGCACGGCGAUUAACCUCAACAACCCUGAGAGUCAGUCCAUGCACCUGGAAACUCGACUGGUCCAACUGGACAGUGCCAUCAGCAUGGAGCUCUGGCAGGAAGCUUUCAAGGCAGUUGAAGACAUCCAUGGUCUGUUUGCCCUGUCUAAGAAACCCCCCAAACCUCAGCUGAUGGCCAACUACUAUAACAAGGUGUCCACAGUCUUUUGGAAGUCAGGGAAUGCUCUGUUCCAUGCCUGUACAUUGCACCGCCUCUACCACCUCUCCAGAGAGAUGCGCAAGAAUCUGACCCAGGAGGAGAUGCAAAGGAUGUCCACUCGAGUUCUGCUGGCCACACUGUCCAUCCCCAUUACUCCGGAGCGUACGGACAUCGCCCGGCUGUUAGACAUGGAUGGCAUCAUCAUUGAGAAACACCGCCGACUUGCCACCCUGCUGGGCCUUCAGUCCCCACCUACCCGCCAGAGCCUCAUCAAUGACAUGGUGAGGUUUAAUCUGCUGCAGUACAUUGUAACUGAAGUCAAGGAGCUGUACAACUGGCUUGAGGUUGAUUUCCAUCCUCUCAAGCUUUGUGGGAGAGUCACCAAGGUGCUGAACUGGGUGAGAGAUCAGGCAGAGAAGGAGCCUGACCUCCAGCAGUAUGUGCCCCACCUCCAGAGCAACACCAUCCUCAGACUCCUGCAGCAGGUAGCACAGAUCUAUCAGAGCAUUGAGUUCAGCAGGCUGGCCUCUCUUGUGCCCUUUGUGGAUGCAUUCCAACUGGAGCGCUCCAUUGUGGAUGCUGCUCGUCAUUGUGACCUGCAGGUCCGAAUUGACCACACAACUCGCACCCUCAGUUUUGGAUCUGACCUGAACUACUCAACUAAAGAGGAUGCCCCAGUGGGUCCGUUCCUCCAGAACAUGCCUUCAGAACAGAUCCGGAACCAGCUCACAGCCAUGUCAGCCUCUCUAGCCAAGGCCAUCCAGGUCAUCAAACCUGCCUCCAUCCUGCAAGAGCGUGAGGAGCAAUCUCAGCAGGCCAUUGCGGCGUACCUUAAGAACGCCCGUAAGGAGCACCAGCGUAUCCUGGCUCGUCGUCAGACCAUUGAGGAGCGCAAGGAACGCCUGGAGAGCUUGAACAUACAGCGAGAGAAAGAGGAGCUGGAGCAGAGAGAGGCGGAGCUCCAGAAAGUGCGCAAGGCAGAGGAGGAACGUCUGAGACAGGAGGCAAAGGAGAGAGAGAAGGAACGAAUUAUGCAGGAACACGAACAGAUUAAGAAGAAGACAGUUCGUGAACGUCUGGAGCAGAUCAAGAAGACUGAGCUGGGUGCCAAGGCCUUCAAAGAUAUUGAUAUUGAGGACCUGGAGGAGCUGGACCCUGACUUCAUCAUGGCCAAACAGGUGGAGCAGCUUGAGAAAGAGAAGAAGGAGCUUCAGGAACGGCUGAAAAACCAGGAGAAGAAGAUUGACUACUUUGAGAGGGCAAAGCGCCUUGAGGAGAUCCCCUUGAUAAAGAAGGCCUACGAGGAGCAGCGCGUCAAGGACAUGGAGCUGUGGGAGCAACAGGAGGAAGAGAGGAUCAACAGCAUGAAAGUGGAGCGUGAAAAGGCUCUGGAGCACAAACAGAGGAUGUCCAGGAUGAUGGAGGACAAAGAAAGCUUUGUGUCCAAAAUCACAGCUGCACGCAGCUUCAUCUACGAGGAAAAACUGAAGCAGUUCCAGGAGCGCCUGGUUGAAGAGAGAAAGAAGCGCUUGGAGGAGAGAAAGCGCCAGCGUAAAGAAGACAGACGUAACGCCUUCUACCGUCAGAAAGAGGAGGAGGCGCAGAGAAUCCGUGAGGAGCAGCUGAAGAAAGAACGUGAAGAGCGCGAACGUUUGGAACAGGAGCAGAGAGAGGAGGAGGAGAGAGAAUACCAGGAGCGCCUCCGCAAACUGGAAGAGCAGGAGAGGAAACAACGUGCCCGUCAGCAGGAGAUUGAGGAACGAGAGCGUCGUAAAGAGGAGGAGAGGAGAGGCGCUCCUGAAGAGAGACCCAGCAAGGAAUGGGGAGAGAAGGAUGACCCGGGCUGGAGGAAGCGCACUGAAGGUGGAGAAUCUGACUGGCGUCGUCCAGGCACUGACCGUGACUGGCGUCAAGAGGGCCGUGACGAUCAUGACCGCGAUGAACGCGAUAGAGAGCCACCAUUCAGGCGUGGUGGAGACGGUCCACGACGUGGUGGGUUGGACGACCGUGGUCCAAGGCGAGGCUUCGAUGACGAACGUGGUCCAAGGCGAGGCUUCGAUGACGACCGCGGUCACAGGAGGGGAGGUGAUGACGACCGUGUUCCUAGACGAGGCAUGGACGAGGACCGUGGCCCAAGAAGGGGUUUCGAUGAUGACCGUGGUCCCCGGCGUGGUAUGGAUGACUCCAGAGGUCCCAGAAGAGGAGCUGAUGAUGACUGGGGUCGCAGGGGAGGCGACGAUGAAGGGAGAGGAGGCCGUCGCGGGAUGGAUGAUGGGCCGCGGCGUGGAGAUGAUUCCCGGCCCUGGAAACCCCUGGGCAGACCAGGUGGAUGGAGGGAGCGAGAAAAGGCUCGGGAAGAGAGCUGGGGUCCUCCUCGUGAGGCUGGGGGUCGUGAUGAAGGGGAUGACAGAGAGGGAGACGAACGCCACGAGAGCGAUCGCUUCAGAGAGCGCCGUCCACCACGGGAUGAGGGAGGUUGGCGUAGGGGUGGCGGGACUUCAGAUGAGCCCAGUAGCUGGCGUGACUCUCGCCGCGAGGACUUUGACCGCGAAGAUCGCCGUGACCGUCGGGAUAUGAGAGAGCGCAGAGACGACCGAGAGCGCGAUCACAGGGGAUCUCAAAGAGACCACGAUGACGGUGGUUCGUGGCGGCGCGGCGGAGACGACAGAAGAGAGGACCGCAAGGAUGAUCGCGAUGCUCCAAUGCGAAGUCGCGACAGAGACCGGGAGGGCGAGAGGAGCUGGCGAUCAGACAAAGACAAGGACACCCCACGUCGCUCCAAGAAUGAGGCUGACGACGAUGGGUGGACCACCGUACGCCGCUGAUGGCCAGAUUUAGCACAUGGCAUGUGUGUUUCUGCCAGUCUGUAUCGGCAUCUGCAUUAUCGAUAUAUCCCCCUAAUCUCUCCUAACAUCUCUGUGGGUCUUUCAGUGCUCUGGCUAUCAUAUUCAAAGCUCUUGCAUAGGAUUACAAAACUACUGUUGCAGUGCCAAAGUCGGCAGAUUACAUCAGCAAAAAUAUCCCUUGACUGUGUUGAAAAAGCAGAUUGACCUCCAUUGAAUACAUAGAUCAUUCCCGUUCUCUUUUGUUGUGCAUGCUUAGAGUGUUAAAUUGGUCUCACUCUUGAAAUGAAUUAGUGUUUUUGUUUUGAUUUGUUUUUUUUUUUCCUCGGGUGGGGGGAGGGGGGGGGCGGCCAGGUGUUGCAAUUUAAUUUGGCUGAACGUUGUAAAACCUCAGUCGUGGGCAAUUUUUUAAGUGAGGUCCGCACAUUCUAUCUGCACAGAUGAGUCUUCACUCUAGUCAUAGCUGCUUAUUCCUCAUGGUUGUAUGCAUUUUAAAACAAUAUAAAACAAUUUAUUAAUAAAGUCAUUUGCUGAA
Molecule: messenger RNA, 4219 nt
Organism: Chanos chanos (milkfish)
Lineage: Eukaryota; Metazoa; Chordata; Actinopteri; Gonorynchiformes; Chanidae
Gene: eif3s10
Product: eukaryotic translation initiation factor 3, subunit 10 (theta)
Exons: 22
Coding region: 1-3666 (1221 amino acids)
Biological process (GO): formation of cytoplasmic translation initiation complex; translation reinitiation
Cellular component (GO): eukaryotic translation initiation factor 3 complex, eIF3e; eukaryotic translation initiation factor 3 complex, eIF3m; multi-eIF complex
Molecular function (GO): translation initiation factor activity; mRNA binding
Source: RefSeq, a predicted model, not a curated record